Messenger RNA from Metopolophium dirhodum (rose-grain aphid), 3087 nucleotides. Its product is annotated as ABC transporter G family member 23-like. Gene Ontology annotation, molecular function: ABC-type transporter activity; ATP hydrolysis activity; ATP binding. NCBI's taxonomy places the organism in Eukaryota, Metazoa, Arthropoda, Insecta, Hemiptera, Aphididae. Gene Ontology annotation, cellular component: membrane. The record is from RefSeq and is a predicted model, not a curated record. Bases 700 to 2781 code for a protein of 693 amino acids. The transcript has 17 exons.
UUUUAACUUCUAGUAGGUAGGACGUAGGUCCUUGCGGUAGUAAGUACCCACAGUGUUGUACUGUUGUGUCUUGUGCGCAUUACAGUGUAUAGUAAGUUAGUUGCCAACUUGCAAAUGAUAUAACUAUGUCAAAAGGAAAAUGUCUAAGCACCGACGAAAAUUAUAAUAUUAUAAACCACCUAGUAACUGAUGAAAAACAAUCAGAUGUAGCUAAUUAUAGUGAAUUAAGCUUAAGUAAAUAUACAGUUGUAUAUGUAUCGACCAUAUUAUACUGAGAUCAUAAACAUGACGUUUUACAUUUAACAAAUCUUUAAUUUUCGAAGUUCCAAGCAGUAGCUUUCGAGAAAUACAAAAAAUCGACGGAGAAACUCAUCUCACAAGUGUCAUCGACUUCUUUCAACAUUUCGACCAUUUUUGGAUUUCUGUUAGUAUUCGGGACCCGAUGAUCAUUUGAUGAGUGAUGAUAAGUGAUGGUAAAAAUGAUUUGUUAAGACGUGAAAAUGAACUACCUUAAGAAGGACGCGGUAAAAGGGUUACGUCAUUAUUCCGAGCUACCAUCAACAGUUGGUUAUCCCGUCACAUGUAUCACAGUAUACGUAUUCUAGUCUUGUAAGACACACGUGUAAUCCGGACGAUCUUUCUUACUUGUUCCACCCUUUAAUGGUACGUGAUGAGUUGAUAGUAUAAUAUUGUUUAAAAAUGGAAUCACCCGGAAUGGCUCUAAGUGACAAGUAUGGAAGCGAUAACCCACCAGCUAUUAUGGUCAGAGGCGCAUACAAGAGAUACAAUCCUCACAGUGUCGUUCUUAGAGGCCUCAACAUGACUGUACCCGAAGGAACUAUAUAUGGUCUUCUCGGUCCCAGUGGUUGUGGUAAAACUACCUUACUCAGCUGCAUGGUUGGACGGUGUCAGCUCGAUGCUGGGGAUAUACAAGUCAAAGCUAGGACGAAGUCCAACAUCGGAUACAUGCCUCAAGAACUCGCUCUGUACCAAGAGUUUAGUAUUAAAGAAACAAUGACCUAUUAUGGCCGUUUAUUUGGUAUGAGUCAUAAACAAAUAGAAACCAGAACAUAUGAACUAUUGAAAUUUUUAGAACUACCUCAUGAAAAUAAUAUUGUUAGUCGACUAAGUGGUGGUCAAGAAAGAAGAGUGUCUUUCGCGGUUGCAUUGCUUCACGACCCUCAACUUCUUAUAUUAGACGAACCUACCGUAGGUGUAGAUCCAGUGCUGAGUGCUAGCAUUUGGCAACAUCUUCUAGACAUGACAGCUAAUGGAAAUAAAACUGUUGUGAUUACCACACAUUAUAUUGAAGAAGCCAGACAAGCACAUACGAUUGGGUUAAUGCGAGAUGGUACGUUGUUAGCUGAAGAAUCUCCCAAUCAACUUCUUUUAAAACACAACUGCUCAACUUUGGAACAAGCUUUUCUGGAGCUUAGCAAACGCCAAACUAGAAGCACCAUUAUGGACAGAGAAGAUGAAAAUUGUAAUAUUGAAACAUAUCCUGUACCAAAUAAAAAACCAUUGACACCACUGAAACCAGAUAAUAUUUGUUCAAAAUCGAGAAUUUUAGCACAAUUAUUAAAAAACUUUUACUGGAUGAAAAGAAAUAUACCGAUUAUGUGUUUCCUAAUGAUCUUGCCUGUUGUGCAAUGCUAUUUAUUUUGCACCUGCAUUGGUCGUGAUCCCCAAGGAUUGAAACUAGGAGUGGUCAACGAAGAGCUUAAAAACGGUAUGUCAAGUUGCAGUAAUUAUCCGUCAAGUGGAUGCAAUUUCAGUAUACCGCUAAGUUGUCGAUAUUUACAAAACUUGAAGGAUAAAAGUUACAAAUUGAUAGAGUACGAUUCUCUGGACGAAGCGAAAUUUGCCGUCAAGAAGAAUAAGGUUUGGGGAGUGUUAUAUUUCGAAGAAGGUUAUUCAGAAUCGCUCGGCGCACGAAUAAAAAUGCCCGAAAAUGUAACCGAAAGGACCUUAAAUAUCAGUGAUGUCAAUAUAUGGCAAGACAUGUCCAACCAGUACGUGAGUAACCUAUUACGAAGGGAUAUGCUUUCGAGAUAUGUGAUGUUCCUAGAAAGUGUAUUCAGAGACUGUAAAUGGCCCGUUGCGAUGGCCGAUAUUCCGAUUAAGUUGGAAGACGCAAUUUACGGAGACAACAACCCGAGUUUUGGACAUUUCACAGCUCCAGCUAUCAUAUCGCUAUUCGAGUUCUAUCUCCCGAUGGUGUUCACCGUGGGAGCGAUACUUAUGGAAAAGAUGGGAGGAUUGUUGGAGAGGAGUCUCGUUGCAGGCGUUACGGUGACGGAAGUGAUAUUGUCUCACAUCGUGGUCCAGUACAUAGUUUUGAGCGUUCAAACGGCGUUGAUGAUGUUGGUGUUAUUUGUGUUUUUCGAUAAUCCUAUGGUGGGGAGUUUAGUGUGGUCGCUAUCGUUGCUAUUCUUGACAGGGACCAGUGGCAUGUGUUACGGAUUUAUGGUCUCGGUGUUCUGCAAUACCGACACGUCUGCCACGUUUAUGGGCUUGGGAAGUUUCUUCCCUCUAGCCAUGCUCAGUGGGAUGAUAUGGCCGCUGGAAGGCAUGCACUGGAUAUUGAGAUCAGUUGGAUGGAUUUUGCCGAUCACAUUGUCGACAGAAUCGUUCAGAGCCCUAUCCGCCAGGGAUUGGUCGAUAACGCACCCGACAGUCUACAAGGGAUUUUUGUCCGCAUCCGGAUGGAUCGGCGUAUUUAUGUUGGUUACCAUAAUCGUGGUGAAGAAAAACAACGGUUUACGAAAUGUAACCAAAUAAUAUUUGUAAAUAAAAUGUAAAUAAAUGUAUUAUAAGCCAUGUACCUACAAGUAGAGAUUACGUCCGUUAUAUUAUAUUGUGUCAAAAUGAUGCAGGUUAUGUUUAAUACUGUUCAAAAUUAUGGUUACCGACAUUUUUUCAUCGUUUUUUAUUAGUUUCUUGAUUAUUUAAUAAUUAUAAUGCAUUAUAACCUAUAGGUAUAUUAUACACGAUACGUAUAUAUAUCAUCAUAUAAUAUAUUAUAGAUUAUAGAACUACCAAUAAGUAUAAGUUUUGAACAAAUUAUACAACUUUAUUGAUGAUUAA